AUGUCCGACGCACGGACAGCACAGCAUGUCGGUCGGCAUGAUUUGUCAGCGGGCGCCGGCGCUUGCGGCAGAGCAACGGCGGAAGGGACCUCAUUUCCACGAGAAUGUCCUGGCGACGACGACCGGCGGGUUACUGACUUCCGCGACAAGUUCACGACAUCGCCGGAGUCAGAAGCUGAAGGCGACGACACUCCGGCGGUAGUCACACUCGAUCGGGACAGCUGCUGCUUCCGUACCAACGCCGCGCGGACCGCGCAGCAGCAUUCAAUGGCGUCGCCUCUGCUGCGCCAGACGUCGCUCACGACGUACUUGCCGUCGACGGCGGCAGCGAUUGCGGGGUCAGGCGGGUUCCAGGCCGAGGCCGCAAGCACGAUGCGGCACGGCGCGCACGCUGCGGCUUCUCUGUCGCGCUUCCCCGGGCCCAAAAUGGCGGGCUUCUUCGACUCCCUCGGUUCGCGCUCCGUCUCGGCGGCCGGCGCGCCCGAUGACUGUGUGCGGCCGGCUCCACCGCUGCUGGAGGUACCCGCGGAAUUUCUUGACACGUCAGCAGGCCUUACUGGCACAAGCGACUCGGAGUUGCUGCGCCAUGGCGAGGUGCGCUUCGACGCGUGGAUGAACCACCCUGCGGCUGCUGACGUGCCAACGCCGCGCUUGCCGCGUCGCCGUCAAGGUUACCCCGCCGCCGAAGGAGGCCGCGGAACAGCGGCCAUGGCCGCGCAAACGGAGCGGCGCGGAGGCGACGCCAGCGGAAGUGGCGCUACAACUAGUGGCUCCUCGGGCGGCAUUCCUGCUCCAAACCAGCCAGUUAGUUCUAGCCUUGCUCCAACGGAUCGCUCAGUCUCUGUUUGCAACUGUAAGUCGCAAGAUGCCGUCGGAUUAGUUACCGCUUCUGAAAAAGACCAGCGGUGCCCUUCGGGAGGCAGCGAAGAGGAAGGAUAUUUCGAACGCGGAGCAGCCGCUGCGGCGGCCUCGGGUGCGCGACCCGGGUUUGUGCGGCAGCGCGCCACGUCAGCAUGCCUCGACCUCUCAUCGUCUACUAUCAGUGGUGGCAGCGGCGACGGCAGAGGCGAGGAUUUUCGUGAGACGACGCGCGGCGGUCGCGCUGGGAGAGCGGGGAGCUCGCUGUUCGAGGAGUGGACGGAUCUGGGCGGCAGGCCGCCGUGGGUGACAGGCGACAGCGCGAAUACGCCGCCUGGCAAGGACGCAUCGGCCAAGGCGACGGAGACUCGCCGUCCGAUCUUCCACCAGAAGACACCGUCGGGCCGCAUCCUGCAGGAGUUGUUCGAUCUAGAGAACGGCCCCCUGGACCUCGAGUUCCUAGUCAGUCUGCGCACGCCCAGCCGCCGCCAUUACGACUCGCCCGCUCACUCCUCGUCCGCGCGCUCCUCGCCUUACGCCCGCCGCACGCCGGCCACCACGCCCCCUCGCCCCCCCUCGUCCCUCACUCCCUCUUCUCCUGCGCCUGCUCCUACUGCCCCAACUGCCGCUGCUGCCUCAGACAGCCCGGCUCUGUCAGAUUCUGCCUCCGCGUCCGCCGCACUCGGUUCAGAAGCUACUGAAUCUGCUAUUUCCAGCGCCGCUUCUUCAGAAUCUCUUGCUGCUCAAGAUCCGGCUCUUUAUUCCGCAAAUCCAGUUGCUCCAGCUGCCGCUCUUGACGAUUGCAGUGUUGACGAGGAGGACGAGGCAGCAGCAGCGGCGGCGUCAGCAUGGGCGGCGAUGGAGCUGGUGGAUGGGUCGGUGUCGCCGGCUGCUUCUGUGUCGCGUGGCUGGAUCGCCUCUGCUGCGCGCUCGCGCUUCAUCUCUCGCAUCGCUAGCAGCUUCAACUACUCCUCUCUGCAUGGCCGCCGCGGCCUCUUUGGCUUGCGUGCCAAGAGCAGCAGCGGCAACAGCAGCAGCAGCAGCUUCACCACUGGCGGGAAUGGGAACAGCAUGACAACAAUAGGUACGGUUGUGACGGCUUCUGCUGCUGCUGCUGCUGCCGCUGGUGCUGCUGCUGCUGGUUCUAGCAGUGCGGCUGGCAGUGGCAAGUCCGGCAGCAAGGUGGGAGGCGGCACUCGGUCGCUGAUUCGCCGGGGAACCAUGCCCGUGAUAAGGCACGAACACAUGGCAACAGCUCUGGAUGGCAGCUUAGACCACUUCGCUGCUGCUGCUGCUGCUUCUGGUGAGGCGUCUGCUGCUGUUCAUGCCAGUGUCUCAGAUGGUGAUGCCAGGCAUGCUUUCCACCUGCCAGGCACUGCCCAACCACUCCCGCACUCCGCUGCUGCUGCUGCUGCCGCUGCUCCUGAUGCUGUGGCUGGUGGGCAGAGUGGGGCCGGCAGUAGAGGCUGCUCUCGCAGCAUGUCAGUAGGAGCAGCCAACAGCAGCAGCAGUGGAAGCAAUGGCAGCAGCGCGGGAAUGGUACACAGCAGCAGCACUGGUGGCGGAGGCGUGGCCCCGGCAACAAGCAUGGUCGCACCUGGAGGCCCGGAGCCGAGCCUGCAUGAUGCUGCGUGGCGAUUGCUGCUGCUGCAGCAGCAGAAGAUUGCGAUGAUGGAAGAGGAGAUUAUGCAGCUCCGGCAGCGCUGCCGGGCCGCAGGACUAGGCUCGGAUAAAAGCAGGAGCGGAGGAGUUGCGGUGACUGCUUCGGGCUCAUCCAAGGGUGAUGGUUUUCUGCUGGAGGGUCAGGGUGGGGAAGGGGCUUCAGGAGGAGUGGCGUAUUGCAGGCUUGGCCAGUAUUCGGUGAUCAAUGUGCGCAGGGGCCUGAGAGAGGGAGCGCAGACAAAGGGGGAGAGCAACUCGUGUCUUAACCUUCCACUGCUGGAGACAGGCAGUGAUGCCACGGACGGCUUGGGAGGGAAUGAGAGUUUGAGUGUGCACAUCCUGUCCCCCACCUCUUCUCAUUCCACGUUGAGUUGGACAAGCCAUGCCGGCCGCCCCGAUUCAUCCGGGGAUAGUAUAUUUUCGCCUAGAUUUUCCCCACGGCCUGCUGUUGCAGCCAUGGGUGCUGCUGCGGCGGCUGCUGCUGCUGCUGCCGGGAAGGCUCUUGUGUCGAGUCCCUCGGCUGGCGGUAUUCGCCAUGGCUUCAGAGCUUUCUAG
This is a messenger RNA of Closterium sp. NIES-65, 3075 nucleotides long. Lineage: Eukaryota; Viridiplantae; Streptophyta; Zygnematophyceae; Desmidiales; Closteriaceae. The record is from the annotation of a GenBank genome assembly.